AUGCCUAAUGUUUUGGGGCUCGGAUCCCGCCAGUCGUCCGCUCGUGGAGCCGCAGGGGGGGGAGGACCAGGGGAAAUACCUGGUGCGGGUUCCGGUCCUUCACGCACGGGUACACCGCUAUCGCAGCGGACCAACUCACUCAGGGGAGAACGGGAGGGAAGCCGUAGGGGCCAAACACCACCAAUGCCCCAACAACCCGAAGAAAAGUAUAUUGUCUAUUUGAGAUUCCCGUUUGCGAGGAACGGGUUUGUCGAUCCGCCGCAGGUUGGUACUCUGCUCUGGUGAAGUCUGGAGAUGGGAUGGAGCUCUAACUAUAGGUAGGUGGAUUGGGACGCUGGGAAGGAAAGGCACCUCUGGAAAGUCCUUUCCCGGAGCAAUCGGAACGCGGACUUGGAUUGUGAAUUCCCUUCAACCCCCUACCCACGAUUUGACCGCCUGCUAAUGGUUGACAAGGGAAUGCACUGUGAGAGCACGAUCCAUCGUCCUAGCAGAUCCUCUUACGGCUAACAUGGUCCAUCCAACUGCAGUGCUAGCCACCUUCAAGUUUCUCGUGCAUUUCUACUCCAACAAGCUGCAUGGCUUUACGAGCGUGAGCUCUCUCAGAUUCAAGCUCAGAUGCGAAGGGCCGGGGGGGCCAUUCUAAACACCAACCUGAGCUUCCCUACGCCCCCCUCUCCGCGGCCACAAUCACCAGCUGUCAUGGGUGGUGUCCCAAUGGCGAGGACUGGAACUGCUGGAACAGGUGUGCUUCCCUUCCCGUCGGCUGUAGCCAUGACAAACGGCGUUUAUACAAAUGAAUAUAGCGGACUUGAGAGUUCACUCAUCGCUCUCAGUUCGAUCAAAUCCAAUUACAACCCCAACCCCACGAACUACGCCCCUCCCUCCAACUCCGACUACCACUACUAGGCGUAGGUUUUCAGAGCACCUACCUGAUGAAAAAUGGCUAAACUUAGGACAGCCGUUGCCCAGCCUAUGUCACGAACAGGCUCUGCUCGCACGGCGACCCAAGUGACCGCGGCACAUCGCCUCUCCAGUCAUGUGCCCGCCGAACCGGCUCGGGCUCCAUCUCUUGCUCGGAGGCCGUCCUCAUCAGAAGUUUCCGAGGAAGAGAUCGAAUCCCCAACCACCGGCUCAUCUGAUGAGGAUGACGAUGACGAUGAUACUGAUCAACCUCUGCGCAGACUCCAGGGCUUCCUGCAGAAGAACCGUGGAAUGAGCUCUGACGAAGAUGAGGGCGAUGAUGAGCCAGCGUUUCUGCCUUUCGCUCCUACCGAGAAGCCUUCAGGUGCUGGGGAAGCAAAUAUGACAGAGACCGUUGUAUUGCCUAGGAGACGUUUGGCCGGCGCGAUGUCUGGGAAGGGGAAAGAAGUCAACAGAUCUGUCACCUCCCCAGCACUUGAGGCUGCCUUGAAAAAGAAGGUUCCUGCUGCCAUGGGCAGCCCCAGGAAAUUCUCUGUGACUGACAGUGCGGGACCUAGCUCGCCAAGCAUGGGUAGUAGUUUUAGCGAUCUUUCUGGUAUGUGUAUUAUAUCUACCGUCUGAUCUAAAUACUGACACCUCAUAGACACGAGCGUUACGCAGUCGGCAAUGGAAGAUGCCUACCUAAGCACUAUGCAAGCUGGUGGUAUGGGAAGCAGAAUGUCUAGCCUGAGUCAGGCUGUUAGAAGUCGGUAUUUUCCUACAUCCAAUUAGCCUGGUUGAAUUCAGAGUGCGUCAGCUUUUUUGUCAUCUCUCCCUUUCACAUCUUACCUUUGGCCUCAUGUUUCUCUAUUGCUUUUCUUAGUCCGCUUCUAUUACCCUUGGCUUCUUGAAAGGGGCCAAUUUUGUGAAUUGGGUGAAAAUGUAUAGUUGUUCCCCACAAGAAAUUUUACGAUUUACAAUCUUCAGAUAGAGUGCGUUCAGAGACAAACAAUUGAUUAAAAUGAUUUGCCACUGCAAGCCAUCGUACUGAUUCACUAACAUUCUUAUCAUAGCUGAGAUACCCCCCUAUGUUAACACCCCUGAUGCGGUUCCCGCGCGGAACCUUAGGAUUAUCGGGCGGCGGACCAAACUGGAGAAGGAAAAUUGGAAUGUCACCUCACUUCAUGGGGGUAGACGUGGUUGA
Messenger RNA from Tuber aestivum (summer truffle), 2104 nucleotides. The record is from the annotation of a GenBank genome assembly. NCBI's taxonomy places the organism in Eukaryota, Fungi, Ascomycota, Pezizomycetes, Pezizales, Tuberaceae.